AUGCCACCAAAGGCCAAAGUCACGGAUGAUCACAAGGCUCAGUAUGCGGAAGUGCUAAAGCAGCUUCAAGCCAACGGAAGCUUAAAGGCAGCAACCGAGAAGCCCGCCCCUCCACCGAAGAGAAAGCCAGGCCGCCCAAGGAAGGAGCCCACAGCCGAGGAAGAACAACCAGCAAAGAAAGCACGAACUGCAGCUCAACCCGAGGAGGAGAAGCCAGCAAAGAAAACCAAGGCAGGUAAGUCGACAGAAGCCCCACCCGAGGAGGAGAAGAAGCCCGCCAAGAAGACAAAGGAGAACAAUGCAGCAGAACAAGUGCAAGACAAGCCCGCAGCCCCCACCGAGGAAGAGAAGCCAGCAAAGAAAGGAAAGACCAAGACCGCAGCCACCACCGAGGAAGAGAAGCCAACAAAGAAAGGAAAGGUAGAGAAGACCGCAGCCCCCACCGAGGAAGAGAAGCCAACAAAGAAAGGAAAGGUAGAGAAGACCGCAGCCCCCACCGAGGAAGAGAAGCCACCAAAGAAAGGAAAGGUAGAGACCGCAGCCCCGACCGAGGAAGAGAAGCCAACAGAGAAAGGAAAGGUAGAGAAGACCACCGAGAAGCCCACAAAGAAGCAAAAACCAGGCAAGACUGCUGGCGAUAAGAAGCCCAAGGGUAACGCUCAGGGUAAGCAGGACCCCGAUGACAAGGAUUCUGAUUAUGAUGCUCUGGCCGUAGAAGAGUUCUAUGACAGUGAGCUGGGCAUCAUGGUGAGCUGGAAGAACGUCGACAAGGUUGUGGAGGCAGUCAUGAAGCUGCACCCGCACGAGACGCCCGAUGGUGUCAAGCUGGGGCUUACAGAGAUACUGGGCCCAUGUCCAGCCGAUAUCUGUGCUGAUGAGAGGCACCCGGGUUGCAAGCUUACCGACAAGAUGGCCAAUGCUGGUCGACAGGCUACGCCUCCCAAAGUUUCUGUAGCCGAUGACGAACUACGUGAUUUGCUUGAGGAGCUGGAUGAGUCUGCUUCGCAAGUGAUUGCGGAGUCGGCCCCAAAGGAGGAGGUGUCAGUGUUGCUUAACCAAUUGGUUGCAAAGAAUCGCGCUUUGCAAAAGCAGUUGGAUGAACGAAGCUCCGACAAGACAAGCAGCACAAAACCGCCAGCACCGAAGCCCGAGCCAACCCCUGCCACAACGGAUAAUUUGAAAGCAGCCACCAACGAGGGAGAAGAAAGUGAAGAUGAAGAUGAAGAUGACGAUGCUGAUGAAGAUAAGGAGAGUGAUGGGGAUGGUGAGGCAGCAUCUUCGAUCAAAACCCCGCCGCCCAAGCCCAACCAUGGAGAAAAGCCAACCCCAGCUGCCCCCGAGGCCAAGGAAACUCCGUUUGCCAAUGCCAACUCCAGUACCCACAGGGCCGAGUGGAUGUCUUUCGGGAGAAGAAUGGAAGCCCCAGAUGCAGCCACCAAGUUUCCCGAAAUCAUGGUUCUGUGGAGCUCAUCAAGAGAUGACAAGCUAAAGGUGUUUCGGGACUGGUUGUCCAAGAACAGAAACUACCAGGACACGGAGUCCCACAUGUUGUUUCUUCGAGAGAAGGAAUUCAAGGGCAAGAGGGAGUGGGAAUGCUUGACUAUCUUGGAGAUGGUCCAGCGAAACUUCAGUUCGCGCGGCACCGAGCAAUUCUAUGGUAUUGUAAUACUCAUGCAUGGGGUGCAUGCUUCUAUGAAUGAUUGUGCAAAUCUUAAACUAAGGGCCAAGAUUGAGGCUGCCGUCCGGAAGCCUGGAAAUGGUGUCCCUGACGAAGACUGCCCCGACGACCCAGAAUCCACCCGUUAUUGGACCAAGACGAAAAUGGUGCAGACCGAGAGCGACACUACCAAGCAAAGCCUGCAGACCAAAACCUCCUUCCAAGCUACCCCCGAGGUGGCCAAUGCUAUGUUCAUGAACCAAGGUGUAGCGCCCGUAUCGAAGGAUGCCAGUACUUUGGUAAACAAGGGCAGAGACGAGUCUCUGCAGCUCAUCAAAGAUCUGAAAGCUUCGGGCAAUGGAGGAUCCGUUGUCAGUCGUGCUUCGGCCAAGGGCAAGGCGAAAUCCAAGAGCAGGCAUGUCGCCGCCAAAACUCCGAAGGAGAUGGCGGAUGAUGUACGCAAAGAGAUCAAGAAGGAGCUGCAGGCGGGCAACAUCGCCUUGGACCUCCCCAAAGGCCACGACCUACGUAAGAAGAUGGCCAACCACGAAAGCGAGCUGAAAGAAUCACUCGAAAGGAUCAAGGAGUACGACGAUCUCGAUGAAGAAGAUCAGAAGGAGAUGCUUGCUGAGAUCGAAAGUCAGGUCGAAGAGGCGAAGCUCACCCGUGUACAAGCACGAGCCGUGGCCACCGAGAUCAAGAAGGGCAACAGCUGA
Messenger RNA from Symbiodinium sp. CCMP2592, 2373 nucleotides. NCBI's taxonomy places the organism in Eukaryota, Dinophyceae, Suessiales, Symbiodiniaceae. The record is from the annotation of a GenBank genome assembly.